AUGAGAGCGGUGGGGACUCCAGAAGAAAAGGUGAAACAAAUACGUUUGGCCGUGGUGGGGGAUCCGUUGGUAGGAAAGAGCUCAUUGAUUAAGCAGUUUCUCCAUUCCAACAACGUCGAUGAAUUCAUCAAUAAGAAGUCUCUUCUCGAUGAAUCCACCAACAAAAAGAUCGUUCGAUUCGAGGGAAAGGACUACGAACUAACUGUAAGAUGGUCCCUCAAGACGAGAUUCUUAUUCGAGUAAUCCUCUUUUACGUUUCAAUAGCAAUUAUGAGAUUUGCUCGGGAUGUUUUAAGAUAUUGGAUACCGACCAUGACCCAGUCCGGAGAGGCGCUGCUUACAUCGGCACAGACAUUGUGCUGGUGGUGUACUCAGUUGAUGACUGGCAUUCCUUUGAUAAUGUGGACAAGAAAGUAAUGUUUUUAAAAGAGAACUAAAAAUCGGCCUGAUCCCAACGAUAAACAAAUUCUAUCUGGCUUAUGGAGAUGUUGGGCCAUUUGAUUAAUUAAAAUUAUUUUUAGUGGGUACCUGAGAUUAGAGAGCGCCUUCCUCUUAAGCCAUUUCUUCUCGUGGCCAACAAAGCCGACCUGAAAGAAGGCAUCGACCAAUCAGAACAGAGUCGGUUUGUCUCCGUCUUCGAUGGGAUGCAGAAGUGCUCCGAUGUGCACGGUGCGGCGUUCUUUGAGUGCUCGGCUCGGAAUGGGGUAACUUUUGAUGCUAUGAUUACCGUAUCCUCCACUGACACUACUUUGUACUUGUAGAGUAUACAAAGUAUUUGAAUAGACGGCUUAUCUAAAGCAAUUUACCUUCCGGGAUCUACUUGGAAUACCUGAUGAUUAAUGUCUACUGUACAUAUAUUUAUUUCUUCAGGAUAAUGUGAACCCUAUCUUCCAAGAAGUUUCGCUGGUUUAUGAACGAGAAUUUGCGCGACUUUUGGAAUGCACGGAAAUCCCAGUCCCUUAUUCCGUGUACGAUUUGGCCAUGGCUCCAGUUAGUGUUGUGCAGAGAGCAACCCCCGUUUUAAAAGUAAGUGUCUUUCUCUUAUAUGCACUCAGAUUUUGUUUCAGCAAUGUGUCUGGAAUAUCAAGGAGAAUCUUUUCAAUCCAGAAUCAUUUUCGGAUGCCAAGAAUACUGUAAGAUUUCAAUUAUUUACCCUACUUUUCCCAGAUUUACAAUUUUGUUCCAAGUUUCCCUACAUUCUUUGGAGGCUCAACCGAAAACGAAAUUCAGUCAUUGAAAGAUGAGAAAACGGCAAGAAAGCGACCAUCAGACCCUGAGGGCAUAACUGGAUCAAAACGAGUCAAAAAAGAUCUUCCUUCAGAUCCAACAAAGAAAUAA
Molecule: messenger RNA, 1337 nt
Organism: Bursaphelenchus xylophilus (pine wood nematode)
Lineage: Eukaryota; Metazoa; Nematoda; Chromadorea; Rhabditida; Aphelenchoididae
Source: the annotation of a GenBank genome assembly